GCCGCCGCCGGACGGAGCGCGGGGGGCGCCGGGCCCGGCGCGGCCUCAGAAGAUCUUCACGUAACUGGCUGAAAAAUGGUUCUGCAAGAUGACAGCAGCAACUCUAAGACUGUUGGAAUGGAGACUAUCUUCACUUUGACAUGAAGUGUGAAGUUUGUUAGUCACCACUUUUGUUUCUUUUUUACAGUUAUUGUGAAAGGUUCCAAAUGGUGUGGGUUUUUAUCAUGAACAGGAUGAGCUCCCAGAGCAGUUCAUCUGCUCAGCGCAGGCGAAUGGCUCUAGGAAUUGUCAUUCUCCUCCUGGUUGAUGUGAUCUGGGUGGCCUCUUCAGAACUCACUUCUUAUGUUUUUACAAGGUACAACAAACCCUUUUUCAGUACAUUUGCAAAAACAUCCAUGUUUGUUCUAUACCUCUUGGGAUUUAUUGUUUGGAAGCCAUGGAGGCAACAAUGUACUCGUGGGUUUCGUGGAAGGCAUGCAGCUUUUUUUGCAGAUGCUGAGGGUUAUUUUGCUGCUUGUGCAACAGAUACCACUGUGAACAGUUCUCUGAGUGAACCUUUAUAUGUUCCUGUAAAGUUUCAUGAUUUGCCAACUGAAAAAAACGGCAGUAAUAGUAGUGAUGCAGAGAAAACUCCCAAGAAGCCUCGUGUGAGGUUCAGUAACAUCAUGGAGAUCCGGCAGCUCCCAUCGAGCCACGCGCUGGAGGCAAAGCUGUCCCGCAUGUCCUAUCCAACAGUGAAGGAGCAGGAGUCCAUCUUAAAAACUGUGGGAAAACUCACUGCAAGCCAAGUAGCAAAAAUUAGCUUUUUCUUUUGCUUUGUGUGGUUCUUGGCAAAUUUCUCUUACCAAGAAGCUCUGUCAGAUACCCAAGUUGCCAUAGUUAAUAUCUUGUCAUCAACCUCUGGGCUUUUUACAUUAAUCUUAGCUGCAGUCUUUCCCAGUAACAGUGGAGAUCGAUUUACCCUGUCCAAAUUAUUAGCUGUUAUUUUAAGCAUUGGUGGUGUGGUACUUGUUAACCUUUCUGGAUCUGAAAAAUCUGCUGGAAAAGAUACAAUAGGUUCCCUUUGGUCUCUUGUAGGAGCAAUGCUGUAUGCUGUCUACAUAGUCAUGAUAAAAAGGAAAGUAGAUAGAGAAGAUAAACUUGACAUACCAAUGUUUUUUGGUUUUGUAGGACUGUUUAAUCUGUUGCUGCUGUGGCCAGGGUUCUUCCUGCUGCACUAUACUGGGUUUGAAGCAUUUGAGUUUCCCAAUAAACUGAUAUGGAUGUGCAUUGUUAUAAAUGGCCUUAUUGGAACAGUUUUGUCAGAGUUCCUCUGGCUGUGGGGAUGCUUUCUUACCUCAUCACUGAUAGGCACACUUGCCCUAAGCCUUACAAUACCUCUGUCCAUAAUAGCUGACAUGUGCAUGCAAAAGGUGCAGUUUUCCUGGCUAUUUUUUGCAGGAGCAGUACCUGUAUUUUUUUCAUUUUUCAUUGCAACUCUCUUGUGUCACUAUAACAACUGGGAUCCAGUGAUGGUGGGGAUCAGAAGAAUUUUUGCCUUUAUUUGUAGAAAGCAUCGAAUUCAGAGAAUGCCAGAAGAAAGUGAGCAGUGUGAAAGCCUCAUCCCUAUGCAUAGUGUUUCACAGGAUGGAGACAGCUGCUGUUCAUAGACAAAAGUUUAAAAGUGGAAUGAUGCCCAGCGAAGAGACAAUCUUCUGGAAAAGUCCCUAAGGAAUCAUGUUUCAGUGCCUAUUCUGAAUUUGUAGUAAAAAUAAGAAGUUUCAGUUCUUUUGAAACUCUAAACUUUUUCUCUUUCUUGCUUUCAUGUGAUUUUAUAAAUGAACAGAUUUACUACAUGCCUGUCACCAUAGGGAGUCUUAGUCCAUCUGAGCAACCAACCUGCCUUAUCAACUUGAGCUGGUGACAUUACUUGACAAAAAUCAAGAAAGCAAAUGUCGUUAAGUGAUUUCUUUCUUUUUUUAAGUCACGAUUUUGUUAAAUGCUGGACAAUAUUAUUUUUAAAAGAUACUUUAAAGUGAAUUAUGUAAAUAAGUUUGCAGGUCAUCAAGUCUUACAGGCUUUCAGAUGAAAAGCUAAAUAGAUAUGUUACCUGUAGUAGGUACAAAUUAAAUUUUUUAUGUUGUAUAAACUAUUUGCAUAUUAAUAGAUGAAAAUAGAAAAAUAAUUUAUUAAGUGCAUUCUUAUAAUUACUGAGGCAGGAUCUUUGUACGGUCCUGGAACACUACAUAUGUAAUGUCUGAGGCCAUUUUGAGUAGCCUUGUAAUGGCAAUGGGUGCUGAUGUUUCAAAAUUAAAAAAGUUGCCCAACAAUCAGGAAUGCUUAAAAUUUCAGUGAAUGGUAAAAUAUUCCUAAUUGCGAUAUGUUUGGGUAUACAUUCUCAUACAUAUUUUAAAACAGACUGGUUCUGUAAUCCAUUCUCAAUCCCAAUUGUCUCUCAGACAUGAAAAUUUUCAUGUGUAGCUGCCACAUUGUGAAAGAGAUCAAAUUAAUUGUGAAAGUUUUCAGUCAGUGGGUUGGCACUACACUCUACUAAGCAGUAUGAAAAAGAAAGGUGUUUGCAUUGAUUUUUCUUUCCCCCCAGCUGUAUUAAUAAAUUUAUUCUAAAACUGAUAAUUAUCUUCCUUCCACUGCAGUGUUUUAUCCUUUUUAAUUCAGAGAAGCUAUAUUAAUUAUAUUCAGGAAUAUUUUAAAUUAGUCAAUGCCAUUUUUCAGCUCCUGGCCUAUAAGGCACUUAGAUCAAAGUUAAUUUUGACUUUUGAUGGAUUUUAUUUUUUCUAUAAUGAAUGUAAGAUGGAUUUUUUAGCCAGGAGUACUUUCUUCCACACAACAAGGUUAUUAAUAAUGUAGGGUAUUUCUACUGUCCCUCCACACAAAUAAAGAAGGAUGACAUAGCAGAAAUACCUAUUCAUGUUUUGGCACUCAGUAAUCAUCCUUCCAAAAGCAAUUUUGGUCUUUUGGUAAUAAAACUAUUAUUUGAGAGGGAAUGCAGGAAAGCAACAUGCUUGAGCUCUACAUUUAUAGAAGAAUUCAAGCCAGCAGCUGGAACUCAAUAUAAGAAGUGUGUGUAGAGAAGGAAGACAAAAUGAACCUGGGCUAUUCUGUUCAAAUAUUUAACCUUCAUCAAGUUUUGCCUUCCUGAUUUUAAUCUACUAACUUUGGUGACCUGAGGCAUCUCUUUAAGAUGAGGUAGUAAGUCCUUCUUGGACACUAAAAUAAGAAUU
Catharus ustulatus (Swainson's thrush) is the source of this 3221-nucleotide messenger RNA. RefSeq names its product solute carrier family 35 member F5 (gene SLC35F5). Gene Ontology annotation, biological process: regulation of peptide transport. The record is from RefSeq and is a predicted model, not a curated record. The transcript has 17 exons. Bases 207 to 1649 code for a protein of 480 amino acids. NCBI's taxonomy places the organism in Eukaryota, Metazoa, Chordata, Aves, Passeriformes, Turdidae. Gene Ontology annotation, cellular component: membrane.